UCUUAUAAUAUUUAAUCAAGUUGAGUUAGUGAAGAUUGUAACAUUGUCUGCGCAAGACAACGUCAAUUUUAUUCUCACAUAAACUGUUUGUUCAUUUGGUCUAGUGCUUUUUGUUUAAUUUUUUUUUUGUUUUAAAUUCUUUUAACUUUUUUCGGUUUAAAUUUUCCUAUUUUCCAUUAUGAACAACUUGAGACGAUUGAUCACAUCGAGCAAGAUUUGCAAAACAGCAAUCAAGCAAAAUGCACUAUUCAGUUCUUCAACCACUACUGGAACACCAUCUCCUGUAACAUUCCUUACAGAAGAUGAAAGGGUCAUGAAAGAGACGGUGGCAAAACUGGCACAGGAACAAAUUGCACCGCAUGUUAAGAAAAUGGACGAAACGAAUUUAUUCGAGCCAUCCGUUGUGCAAGCCUUAUUUGACAACGGUUUAAUGGGCAUUGAAAUUGGAAGUGAUUAUGGUGGCAGUGAAUGUAAUUUUAUGACCACAAUGCUUGUGGUCGAAGAACUGUCCAAAGUUGAUCCGGCUGUGGCUGCCUUCGUCGACAUCCACAAUACACUUGUAAAUAAUUUGGUCAUGAAAGUGGCAAACAAGAAACAGAAAGAGAAAUAUUUACCGAUGCUGGCACAACAAUGUUCCGGUAGUUUUGCGCUGACAGAGCCGUCGUCUGGCUCGGACGCUUUUGGAUUGAAAACGACAGCGAAAAAGGACGGAAGCGACUACAUAAUCAACGGUCAAAAAAUGUGGAUAUCUAAUUCAGAUGUGUCUGGCGUGUUUCUAGUAUUUGCUAACGUUAAUCCAUCGGCGGGCUAUAAAGGAAUAACAACUUUCUUCGUUGAUAGAGACACACCUGGGUUUGUCGUGGGUAAGAAAGAAGAUAAGCUAGGUAUUCGUGCAUCCGGUACAUGCACUUUACAUUUCGAUAAUGUUCGUGUUCCUGCUGAAAAUGUCUUGGGUGAAGUCGGCCACGGUUAUAAGUAUGCUGCCGGUUUUCUGAAUGAGGGUCGUGUGGGCAUCGGAGCGCAAAUGGUUGGAUUGGCCCAAGGUUGUUUCGAUGCUACGAUACCAUACCUGCUGGAGCGAAAGCAAUUCGGAAAAGAAAUUUACGACUUUCAGGGUUUGCAACAUCAAGUUGCCACAAUCGCAACCCAAAUUGAAACAGCUAGAUUGCUGACAUACAACGCAGCUCGUAUGGUUGAAGCUGGAGUGCCAUUUUUAAAAGAAGCCGCCAUGGCUAAGUACUGGGCAUCUGAGGUUGCCCAAGUUACAACCAUCAAAUGUAUUGACUGGAUGGGCGGUGUAGGCUUCACGAAAGAUUUUCCGCAGGAAAAGUUCUACCGAGAUUGUAAAAUUGGAGCCAUUUAUGAAGGCACAACCAACAUGCAAUUGUCGACCAUAGCUAAGACCAUCCGUAAAGAGUAUUCGUCUUGAACUUAACGUUUUGUGGGCACCAGAUCCGUUCCAUUUUUAUAACAUGUUUAGCCAAAAAAAGUGUUACUUCGCUCAUUCACAAAGUGAAAAAUUCAAAAGGCAGGCGUGGUGGAAAUUUUCGUUUUUUACAU
Molecule: messenger RNA, 1560 nt
Organism: Bradysia coprophila
Lineage: Eukaryota; Metazoa; Arthropoda; Insecta; Diptera; Sciaridae
Product: short/branched chain specific acyl-CoA dehydrogenase, mitochondrial
Cellular component (GO): mitochondrion
Molecular function (GO): flavin adenine dinucleotide binding; acyl-CoA dehydrogenase activity
Source: RefSeq, a predicted model, not a curated record